AUGGCGGAGAUGGCCGCGGUGCUGCUGCCGGGGGAGGCCGAGGCCCUGGUGCAGGCGCUGCGGAGCGGCCCGCUGCGGAACACCGGAGACCGCGGAUGGCUCCGGCAGCAUGAGGCCAUCGAGAAGCUGAACAUGCAGGCCAUUCUGAGUGCCUCUGCUGGCCAGGAACAGCUUCUCAUCGAGCUGCUGGUGAACUAUGCCAAGAUCCCUACUCUCAUCGAGGAAUUGAUCUCUGUGGAGAUCUGGAAGCACAAGGUGUUCCCUAUGCUGUGCCAGCUGGAGGAUUUCAAGCCAAAAAGCACCUUUCCCAUCUACUUGGUGCUGUACCAUGAAGCUUCUAUUGUCAACCUCCUGGAGACAGUGUUUUUUCACAAGGAGAUCUGCGAAUCAGCUGAGGACACUAUUCUGGACUUGAUUGAUUAUAGCUACCGGAAACUGACCCUGCUAGCAGCUUGGAGCACCAACAGGGAGUUUCCAACCCACGAAAAGCUUGUGCCUGAGGAUCUGACCAAUGCAUCAUCAAUGCAGGAACUACAGAAGCAGGCAGAGAUGAUGGAGUUUAAGAUCUCCCUGAGGGCUCUUUCUGUGCUCCGUUUCAUCACUGAUCAGGUAGACAGUUUGCCACUGAGUGCCCUGACACGGAUGCUGAACACUCAUAAUGUGCCCUGCCUCCUGAUAGAGCUCCUGGAGCAUUGUCCAUGGAGCUGCCGCGAAGCAGGCAAGCUAAAAAAGUUUGAGAAUGGAAUGUGGCAUGUGGUGCCUCCUGAAGACCAUGUGAAGAUGACCAAGCUGGAUGGGCAAGUGUGGAUUGCCCUUUAUAACCUCCUCCUGAGCCCAGAAUGCCAGCGGAAAUACAACUUGGACGGUUUCAACAAGAGCCAGCUCCUAAAGCUCCGUGCAUUCCUGACUGAUGUCCUCAUUGACCAGUUGCCAAAUCUGGUGGAGAUGCAGAGAUUUCUGAGCCACCUCGCAGUGACAGAGCCUGUUCCACCCAAAAAGGACCUCAUCCUGGAGCAGGUUCCUGUCAUCAGGGACCACAUUAUCAGAGAGAAUUCUGGGAAGUGGCAGGCGAUCGCCAAGCACCAGGUGAAGCACAUGUUCAGCCCCUCAGAGGACGAGUUGAAAGACCUGGCGUGCCGGUGGGCACAGACAUACAACCUGGAUGUGAUGGAGGCUCUCGUCCCAGAGAAACCCAAGUGCGGGCUGUGCGGCUCUGAGGCAACAAAGCGCUGCUCUCGCUGCCAGAACGAGUGGUACUGCAAACGGGAGUGCCAGGUGCAGCACUGGCAGAAGCACAAGAAAGCUUGCAACCUAAUGGCUGAUGCCCUGAAGAAAAUAAAAGAGGACCUGAAAGUGCAGCCGUAAUGCAGAGCCAGAGCCUUCCAAAGAGGGACUUCUCCUCCCAGGCAUUCCAGCAAUCCGAGAGCAAAGGGUUGCCAGUUAGAACUAGAGACGGACAACCCCUUGUUCAUCUAACCUGGGCCCAGUGCACCACUGCUGCCUGCCUCCUGUGUAACUGUGCAUGCUGUGGUCGUGCAUGGGCUGCUCCAGAUCCCAGCCUUGCAGCCACGGACAGUAGGCCUAGAUCCGCUACCAUGAGAUCAUGCUCAGCUCAGCGGGAGGCAGCAGCCACUGGCCAGCACAACUGCUGAGAUUGGGAGCCUUGGUUCUCUCAUACCCCAUUCUGUCUCCUAGUUUCUGAACCCUUCCUUGCUUGAGAACAGGCUGCUCCUGACCUCAGGGACUCAUUUAUGCUAAGCAGCUUUCUCCGUGCUGCCACCUAUGACUCAGAAGCAGCUUGUGUUACUGGGCAUCCUACCUGAAGCAGGCACCACCUGCUGUCAUGCAGCAUGUCAGUGAGCGCAGAUCUCGCCACUCUGUGGCAGAGCACAAUGGCUGCUAACAAGUUUGAAACUAACCACUGACUGCUGCUCUCACUACCUGCUGCUGGGAAUGUACCAUGGGCCUUAAGAAAAAAAACAUUUUCUGCUCCCAGGGCUCAGAGGCCAGCAAUAGCCGCACUGGGCUCAGACCCUCUUCUGCUGUGACUCCCACCUCCCCCCCCCCCCGCCUUACAAUUUGUUCUCCAGUAAAUGGGUUGAACCACUAA
Messenger RNA from Gopherus evgoodei (Goodes thornscrub tortoise), 2110 nucleotides. It is a transcript of the gene ZMYND10, whose product is annotated as zinc finger MYND-type containing 10. Gene Ontology annotation, biological process: outer dynein arm assembly; motile cilium assembly; inner dynein arm assembly. Lineage: Eukaryota; Metazoa; Chordata; Testudines; Testudinidae. The transcript has 12 exons. The record is from RefSeq and is a predicted model, not a curated record. Gene Ontology annotation, cellular component: cytoplasm; centriolar satellite. The coding region runs from base 1 to 1365 and encodes 454 amino acids.